This is a messenger RNA of Morone saxatilis (striped sea-bass), 2081 nucleotides long. Its product is annotated as zinc finger protein 436-like. Gene Ontology annotation, biological process: regulation of transcription by RNA polymerase II. The transcript is spliced from 8 exons. Gene Ontology annotation, molecular function: DNA-binding transcription factor activity; RNA polymerase II cis-regulatory region sequence-specific DNA binding. The record is from RefSeq and is a predicted model, not a curated record. Bases 99 to 1976 code for a protein of 625 amino acids. NCBI's taxonomy places the organism in Eukaryota, Metazoa, Chordata, Actinopteri, Moronidae.
UCCGUUUUACUCGGAAGUUGUGAAUGUGUUUCCCUGCUCUGUAAAAUGUAUGCUGAAGGGGUAUUUUGUUCAUUGUUUAGACGUUUUUAAACCAAGGAAUGGCGUGGAGAAGCAAAGGCCCCCCUCUUCCCCCGGCCUCCUUACAUCUCCUCGUCCCUCCAGUGAGACUUAUGUCUGCUUUCAUAUGGCAAGUAGUACAGCAGCACAGUGUGAUGCAGUAUGACAAACUGGUGGACUUCAUCAGUUUGGCGACAGAGAUCGUCCCAGAGCUCCUGAGUCCCAAUCAGAGAGCUCAGCUCAUCCUGGGCCUGAGAGCGAGGCUGGUUCUGGAGCUGUGUCGUGGUGAUGGCGUCGCCAACCUGCAGACCAUCCAGAGCCACCUGGAUAAAAUCCACGCCUGCAGUGCUGAACUGAGCACCACUGACCAAAUGGCCAGUGUUGAUAUACUGAAGACCUCUUACACCAACUUUGCCAGCCUGGUUCAGAAUCUUUUGAAUGUUCCUUUUGAAAAGGAGAUCUUCUUCCAAGAGGUUUUUCCUGCAAACUACGGCUCUAACUAUGACCAAAGACUGCAGCAGCUGGUGUCUGAGUUCCUGUCCAGGCUGGAGCAGCUGCUGCCCAUACCAGAUCUGCAACAGACAGCAGCAUGGCUCACUGAAACAACAUCGGUGUCAGAAGAAUUUGGACAGCAUCAGUCUGAACCCUUUGCUCUUAAGACUCUGCUGCUUCAUCACAAACAGUUGGGGACUCUCAGCUCUGCUCAUUCCAGCAGGGAGGAAGAUAUCCUUUUGUCCACCCUGGCCCUCCCUGUCCAAACAGUUGAGAGGUUCACUGAGGCUUACAGUGAGGAAGAUGAUUAUGACAAUGAGGAAGAGACCCUUUCAUUGGAAGAUUUAGAAGAAGAUUCAAGUCAAAGCUCAGACAUCGCUGCAAAGGAGUGGUUGCCAAAAAGGGAAUCAGGUCGUCUGUCUCGUUUAUUCAUCUGUCCCCAGUGUUCAUUCGCUCACCGCAUAAAGAGGAAGGUCCAAGAGCACAUCCAGAGUGAGCACGUAACAGCUCCCAUUCAGAAAAAACUAGCUGUGAAAAAGGCCAGCCAACAGAAGACUAAAGACUUGAACGCCAAAAAGAAGAAAGUAGGAGGCAACUCGGAGAAAAAGAGGACACGCAAACAAAAAGACGGUGUUGAAAAAAAGCAAGAACUUAAGCAGAAGGACAAUUUGGAAAACAAGGAACGACGUACACGCAAAGAGCCUACGGGGGAAGACAAAAGGUUUCUGAGCACACGAGUUGUGGACAAAAACUUCACGGAAGAAGAAACCAAAUGUCCUAAGUGUGAAAAGGUUUUUGAACAUCCAAAUCAACUGAAGACUCACAUUAAGCUCCACGGCUAUGCGUACCACUGCAGCCAAUGUGAAAAGGGAUUCACCAGCUCGUCAGGUUAUUACCAGCACCAGAGACUCCACAAGAGAGGACGGAUCUUCAUCUGCAGCCAGUGCAACAAGGGAUUCCUGUGCAACUAUUCGCUCAAGCAGCAUGAACGCCUGCAUGAAGGCCCCACCAACCUGUGCAUGAUAUGCGGGAAAGGCUUCAGCAAAGCAGGCAUCGCAAGGCACAUGCAGAUGCACAGAGGGGAGAAGAAUUACUUGUGCACCAUGUGUGGAAAGUCAUUUUUGUCCUCCGGGGAGCUGCUGCUGCACACUCGUUCUCACACGGGCGAGAUGCCGUACACCUGCACCCACUGCGGGAAGGGCUUCUCCAGCAAGAGUCACCUAAACGUGCACACGCGCUCGCACACAGGGGAGCGACCGUACCUGUGCUCAGAGUGCCCGAAGCGUUUCCUCACACUGAACUGUCUGAAGAGACACAUGCUCAGCCACAAUGGAGUGAAACCGUUUAAGUGUCCAAACUGUGACAGAGAGUUCUCCCAGCAGGGGAAUCUGAAAAGACACUUGGCAACUCACAAACCUGACACGUAAUGUGGCGCUUUCAGUGCUGUUGUUUCACCUUGUCUUUUUAAAACCUGUCUAAAACCAAAAUUAACUUUAUUUGUACCAAGGCAAAUUAAAAGUCAUUACUCUUGA